CUUAAAUGAUUGGUGCGUUAAUACAGUAAAGUUAAAGAGACAGUAUACGCCCUGUCGCUGCUCUCAUCCCUACAAAAUCCCUGCACCAGUUGUAGUUACAGAUGCGAAUUCUUGUCUUGACUCUGCUACGAAGUCUAUUCAAUUAUUAUUCUCUUCAUUGGAUUUGGCACAUCGCUGUCUUGUUCAAACAAUGAAUCCAUUCCCACCCAGAACAGUGUUUUGGAGGCCAUGAAGAUGCUUCAAACCAGUCGAAACGCCAUAAUUCACAUAAUUCAAACUUGUUAUUUAUACCACAAGCCGCCAUGAAAGUCUUUUCACUUUCUACCUGACCGUCCUCGCAAUGCAUCCCAAUCUUCUGCAGAAUUCCUUUCAUGGCUUCAUUCUUCUCCUCUUUCUCGCUUCAAUCAGCAUUCGCUCUUCUCUAUGCCGCAUGGAUUUUCGAUAUUCGAACUGUAGCGAACCGUACGCCUGUGGAAAAAUCAGCAACAUUUCGUUCCCAUUCUGGGGAGCGAAUCGCGCGGAAUACUGUGGCUUGCCCGCGUACGAAUUAGGAUGUGAAUCCGACGUUCCAACGAUUGCAAUCUCUUCCGAGAGGUUCCGAGUUCUCGACAUAAACCUCCUGGCUCGGACCAUCACAGUUGCUCGAGAGGAUCUGUGGAACAAUUCUUGUCCCCCGCGCUUGAUCAACACUACCAUCAAUUUCCAACACUUUAGUUAUGGCUCUGUUCUUCGGAACUUGACACUGUUCUACGGUUGCCCUUUCCACUUGGCGCCAGUUCCUGGGCUCUGGAGCUGGCGGAAUUGCACCAUAAACGUUACUACUUCGACUGUUUACUACGCGACGACGAGUAUGACGAUUGAUCCGAACGCAGUGAGCUGCGAUACCUCUGUGGGCGUGCCGGUUUUUGAAAGCGCUGCGCAGGCUCUGGAGGCCAAUUUGACGAGCAUCGGUGUGGCCAUAGAUGCAGGUUUCGGGCUGCAGUGGAGCACAGAAGGUGUUCGAUGUAUUGCCUGCUUGGAAUCUGGUGGUGUUUGCGGGUAUAAUCGGAGCGAGAGUGAGUUCACUUGCUUUUGCCGUGACCAGCCCCACAAUGGGACCUGCCAAACUGGGCCGGGGGAUGGCAGCGGUUCAGAUUCAAUGUCAAUGCAAAUAGGUCUUCCAAUAGCAGGUGCAGUGAUUGCUGGUAUUGGAUUGGGAUGGGCCAUUUUUGCUUGCAGACAAAAGAGAAAACGGGUUGCUGCAGAGUCUGCUCAAGCUGCAGAAAGCAAAGAUAUUGUCUCGUCUGCUCCUCUAACCAAAGGCCUCACUACCACUCCUUCGACUAAUCUCUCCCAUAGCAUCCCUUCUUAUCGAUCAUCAAAGUCUGAAUUUGGUAAGGCAAGCACCUACUUUGGAGCUCAGAUCUUCAGCUAUGCUGAACUCGAAGAAGCCACCAACUAUUUCGACCCCUCUAGAGAGCUUGGAGAUGGAGGCUUUGGCACUGUUUAUUAUGGCAAGCUCCAAGAUGGCCGCAUAGUUGCAGUGAAGCGCCUGUAUGAGAACAACUUCAAACGUGUAGAGCAAUUCAUGAACGAAGUCGAGAUCCUAACACGAUUAAGGCACGUAAACCUUGUGACUCUCUAUGGAUGCACCUCAAAAAGAAGCCGGGAACUCCUCCUAGUGUACGAGUUCAUCCCCAACGGAACAGUGGCCGACCACCUGCAUGGAAGAAAAUCAAACUCCGGCCUGCUCUCUUGGCCUGUCCGGCUGGGCAUUGCCAUGGAAACAGCCGAGGCUCUGGCCUACCUCCAUGCCUCAGACAUCAUCCACCGCGAUGUCAAAACCAACAACAUCCUCCUCGACAAUGAUUUCCACGUCAAAGUAGCUGACUUUGGGCUGUCAAGGCUGUUCCCGAACGAUGUGACCCAUGUCUCAACAGCCCCACAAGGGACACCAGGCUAUGUUGAUCCCGAAUACUACCAAUGCUACCAACUCACUGAAAGGAGCGAUGUUUACAGCUUUGGGGUGGUUUUAAUUGAGCUAAUAUCAUCCAAACAAGCAGUUGACACCAACCGGGACAGGCAAGAAAUCAACUUGGCAAACAUGGCAAUCAACAAGAUUCAGAACCACACAUUGAACGAGCUAGUGGAUCCAGAUCUUGGAUUUGAAACAAACAGUUCUGUGAGGAGGAUGGCCACUUUGGUGGCAGAGCUGGCUUUCAGGUGUUUGCAGAUGGAAAGGGAUAUGAGGCCUUCCAUGGAAGAAGUGCUGAAGGCUUUGAAGCGAAUAAAGAACGAGGAGAUGAAUGGGGGCCAAGAUGCAGAGGUGGUGGACAUUGUUAUAGAGGAUGAUGUUGGGCUUCUGAAGGGGAACCCCCCGCCGCUGUCGCCGGAUUCCACCGCCACCGACAAACGGGUUAGCAACUCUUACACUUCUUUCUCUAGUGGUUGAUGAGAACCGAAAACUUGGAGAUUCCCUUCUCAUUUUGCUUGGUGGUUGAGCAUUCUUAAGCUUCCAUCUUGUUUUCAUGUUAUUUUCUUGUUUUAUAGAAGAUAUACAGAUUGAAGACGUUAAUUGAUGCAAGUUUUAAUUAGGAGAAUGUAUAAAGUAAUUAGAGUUGUCCUCAACCUAAUCAUCUUCACAAUAUAUAUAUAUAUAUGUUUGGAUGUAUUUAAAUACUGUUCAAGUGUUCUUGCUUAA
This is a messenger RNA of Diospyros lotus (date-plum), 2680 nucleotides long. RefSeq names its product LEAF RUST 10 DISEASE-RESISTANCE LOCUS RECEPTOR-LIKE PROTEIN KINASE-like 1.2. Lineage: Eukaryota; Viridiplantae; Streptophyta; Magnoliopsida; Ericales; Ebenaceae. The coding region runs from base 341 to 2431 and encodes 696 amino acids. Gene Ontology annotation, biological process: protein phosphorylation. Gene Ontology annotation, molecular function: ATP binding; protein kinase activity; polysaccharide binding. The record is from RefSeq and is a predicted model, not a curated record. The transcript has 4 exons.